Molecule: messenger RNA, 597 nt
Organism: Epinephelus lanceolatus (giant grouper)
Lineage: Eukaryota; Metazoa; Chordata; Actinopteri; Perciformes; Serranidae
Source: RefSeq, a predicted model, not a curated record
AUGAGGACUGACAAUGACCUCAGAGGAGCAGUGUUACAGUGUGAGUCUGCAGGCUGGUAUCCAGAGCCUGAGGUGUUGUGGCUGGACGGUGAGGGAAAGCUCCUCUCUGCUGGACCUACAGAGACAGUCAGAGGUCCUGAUGACCUCUAUACUGUCAGCAGCAGAGUGACUGUGGAGAAGAGACACAGCAACAGCUUCACCUGUAGAGUCCAACAGAGGAACAUCAACCAGACCAGAGAGACACACAUCCAGGUUCCAGAUGAUGUCUUCAAUGCUGUGUGUAGUUCUGCUGCUCCUGUCGCCAUCGGCUUGGCUGUGGUCUCCAUUGUUAUUCUUGCGCUUGUCUGUGUUGUAUGGAAAUGGAGAGAGAAACAAAAUAGCAACAACUUUAUGAGAAAAAAAACAAAAGCAACAACAUCAGCUUUAGGUAACGACACAGAACUUCAGUCGCUUAAUGUGGAAAAAAGAGAAACACUUCCAGUCAUGGCUGAGAGCACGACAGUCAAGGAUUUGGAUCAGGAAAAGCUUGAUGUAAAAUUAAAGGAAGUUGAAGAAGAAUGCAAAGAUAUCAGUCGCCACUUUGUCAUCUGCAGUUAG